AUGUUCAAGCACGGCCUACGCACCUUUGCGACGGCGGCUCUGCGCAGUGCAGAAGCCUCAACAGCAUACAAUACCAAGGUCUCCCAAGCCCAAGGGUGGGUCAAUGGCCUGACAGAAGCAAUUGGCAACACUCCUUUAAUCAGGCUCAAGCGUCUUUCUGAGGAGACUGGCUGUAAUGUUCUUGGCAAGGCCGAGUUCCAAAACCCAGGUGGCAGUGUCAAGGAUCGGGCUGCGCUAUACGUCGUGAAAGAUGCCGAAGAGAAAGGACUGUUGCGGCCAGGCGGUACUGUUGUAGAAGGAACGGCCGGAAACACCGGUAUUGGGCUUGCGCAUGUCUGUCGGUCGAAGGGAUACAAACUCGUAAUCUACAUGCCCAACACGCAAUCACAAGGGAAGAUCGAUUUAUUGCGGCUCUUGGGUGCUGAAGUCUAUCCGGUCCCCGCAGUCGCGUUCGACAACCCACAGAACUAUAAUCACCAAGCACGGCGCCAUGCCGAGUCUCUUGAUAAUGCCGUCUGGACCAACCAGUUCGACAACAUUGCAAACCGCCAGGCCCACAUCGAGACGACUGGGCCAGAGAUAUGGGCGCAAACUGAGGGCAAAAUUGAUGCUUUCACAUGCGCAACGGGGACAGCUGGCACAUUGGCAGGAAUCACUCGGUAUCUGAAGACAGUUAGUGACGGACGCGUAAAAAGCUUCCUUGCCGAUCCGCCGGGCAGCGUGCUGCACAGCUACAUCCAGAGCGGAGGCAAGCUCGCUGAGCGGGCCGGAGGAAGUAUAACAGAGGGCAUUGGCCAGGGUCGUGUUACAGAGAACUUGAAACCGGACAUUGAUCUGGUCGAUGGCUCGCUGCACAUCAGCGACGAGAAGAGCAUCGAGAUGGUGUACCGCUGUUUGGACGAAGAGGGUCUGUACCUUGGUGCAAGCUCCGCAUUGAAUGUUGUCGCUGCCAAGGAGGUCGCUGAGAAGCUGGGUAAAGGCCAUACCGUCGUUACGAUUCUGUGUGACGGUGCCUAUCGGUAUGCAGACCGUCUUUUCUCCGACAAGUGGCUGAAGAGCAAAAACCUUCGACAUGUCAUUCCCAAACAUUUAGAAAAGUACAUUGUACUACCAUAG
Talaromyces atroroseus is the source of this 1116-nucleotide messenger RNA. Its product is annotated as Cysteine synthase. Gene Ontology annotation, cellular component: cytoplasm. Lineage: Eukaryota; Fungi; Ascomycota; Eurotiomycetes; Eurotiales; Trichocomaceae. Gene Ontology annotation, molecular function: cysteine synthase activity. The record is from RefSeq and is a predicted model, not a curated record. The coding region runs from base 1 to 1116 and encodes 371 amino acids. The transcript has 2 exons.